Messenger RNA from Mytilus californianus (California mussel), 2614 nucleotides. RefSeq names its product copine-3-like. The record is from RefSeq and is a predicted model, not a curated record. The transcript is spliced from 17 exons. Gene Ontology annotation, biological process: cellular response to calcium ion. NCBI's taxonomy places the organism in Eukaryota, Metazoa, Mollusca, Bivalvia, Mytilida, Mytilidae. Gene Ontology annotation, molecular function: calcium-dependent phospholipid binding. Bases 233 to 2068 code for a protein of 611 amino acids. Gene Ontology annotation, cellular component: plasma membrane.
ACUUGUAUUUACAUAAAAAGGAUUUAAAUGAGAUUAAUACUCUGACUGAAUUGUUUGAACUAAUAUGAAUAGUAACUCUUCCCAACAGAGUGGACAGAGUGCGAUAGAAAUAAAGAAUUUAACAAUGUAAGGACAAGACUUGAUAGAUCACGGAUGACAUGUGGUUCGCAUUUUACAGUUUGACUAUGCCACUGAACAUAUAUUCAUAGUGGAAUUUCAAUGUUUAGUUACUAUGGCAUCGGACAUAGAUCCUGCAUUAUUAGCUCUAACUGGAUCUAAGAUUGAACUUUUGAUCAGUUGUAAUAAUCUAGCUGACUUGGAUGAAUUCACUAAGUCUGAUCCAAUGUGUGUCAUGUUCAUAAAACAAUUUGGACAAUGGAAGGAAUAUGGGCGAACAGAGGCAAUACGGAAUACGCUGAAUCCUAGAUUUGUUAAUUCCUUCAUCAUAAAUUUAGAACCAUCAGUUACACAGCAUUUGAAAUUUUCACUAUAUGACAUUGACAGUCGUUCACAAGAUCUUAAACACCAUGACUUCGUUGGCUUUACAGAUGUGACCCUAGACAAAUUGUUAAACUAUCCAAAAACUGUCUGUACAACGAGUAAAAACCUCAGAACUGCAGGCGACUCGCGUCCACGAGGGAUGAUCAACAUCACAACAGAACUAUUGAAAGACUCGAGAAACAAGGUCAGCAUUCAUGCUCAAGGACAUAAACUGGAUAAGAAGGGACUAUUUUCUAUGAAUAAGCCAGACGUGUAUCUUGAAAUAUCACGGAGUAUAGAAAAUAUAGUUUACCUUCCUGUUUACAGAACAGAAAUUGUUUAUAAGUCUACUAGUCCUAGGUGGCGACCUUUUGAAAUUUCACUUCAAAAAUUGUGCAAUACAGAAUGGGAUCGCAAUAUUGAGUUCUCGUGUUGGCAUUUUAGUGGUUCCAACUAUCAUUUGAUAGGAAGAAAAAUUACCUCACUCAGAGAUAUGAACAAUCAACCUAUGAAUGGUCAUUACAAGGAAGUAUCAUUAUCUAGUCCAAAGAAGGAGAAAUCGGGUAAAAAGAAACCAACUUAUACUGGUUCCUUACGUUUUUAUCAAUUCAGGGUGGAUUUACAUUAUACUUUGCUAGAUUUUAUACGUGGUGGGUUGGAGUUAAAUUUAGUAAUAGCCAUCGAUUUUACUGCCUCAAAUGGUAAUAUAGACGAGGAAUUAUCGCUUCAUAAUAUAUCUGAUAUACGGGACAAUCAAUAUUUAGAUGCAAUAGAAACAAUUGGUUCUUUAAUCACUCAGUACAACUAUGACAGACAAGUAACAGCGUUUGGCUUUGGUGCUAAAUGGAUAAACAGGGAUCUGCCAUAUUGUUUUCCUUUGACAGGGGAUCAAAACAGAUACACAGUUAAAGGAAUAAAGAAUGUGACAGAAACAUAUGAAACUGCAGUAUGUAAUCUCAAAUUUGGUGGACCUACAUGUGUCGCUCAUGUCAUUGAGAAGGCAGCGAAUAUUGCAGAAAGGGAAAAUAUAUCUCAGAAUAAACAAGUGUAUACUGUAUUACUGAUCAUUACGGAUGGUGUUAUUAAUGACUUAGACCGGACCAUACGUCGUGUUGUGUCUGUUAGUCAUCUUCCAUUAUCCAUCAUUGUCAUCGGUGUUGGACCUGCUGAUUUUUCAUUAAUGGGGCAAUUUAAUUCGGAUCGGGAAGUCAAAUUGAAAAAUGACAAAACAAAGGAAGAAGCUCUUCGACGUAAUACAUAUUUUGCAGCAUUUAAAAAAGACCAUACGAACACCAGUACAAAUAUUUCUGCAGCAAGGGAAUCGUUUGCAGCUCUUUCAGUGCAAAUUUUAGAAUAUAUGAAAAUAAACAGUAUUCAUCCAAACAAGGCCAAAAUACUACGCACUAAAAAAGAAUGGUUUGAUCCUGACAACGACAAAGAUGACACGGAGGUUUCUACAAAACUUAUAAAAGUGUCUUCAUCGGCGUCCUUAUCAGGAUUGUCCCUUAACGGUCCUUCUUGUCCCACAUGUGGCGCACAAAUUGAACCAGGAACGCAUUUAUAUGCAGAUAUUGACAAUAGUUCAUAACAUCAAUGGAAAAUAGAGUUUUAUUAAAAAAGUAUUUACAUUGUAUAUGUUUUUCUUAGCAUAUGGACAAUCAACAUGGUAGUCUCUAUAUGUAUAUUCUAAUACUGUGAUACUCUUACAUUAGUCAGGUUUUAAGAGAGAGAGAGAGAGAGAGAGAGAGAGAGAGAGAGAGACCAAUAUUUUCCUUGGGUAUACUAAUUUAAGCAUUGUGUUCUUUGCAAAUAUCACAAUAAUGACUUACAUGUAGUUUACCUUUUAUAAUGUUAUAUUUUAUUCGUACAGUUUGUAAUAGAAGGACGAAUAGCAAUGAACAAACGUUUGAUAAAUUUGAUUUUUUUGCAUGUUAUAACCUUUAGAAAAUGUCUUAUAUCAAAUAAUGUUUAAUGUUUAUACUUACUUUUACUUCAUCCCGGCUUUUGCCAUAGCAUCGUCUUUUUUUUUAAACACAUGCAUUUUAAUUUCAAAUUUGGUAUCUUCUUCUAUUUAAUUAUCCGUCAGUUAUGUAUUGCUUAACCUCCAGUUUUUAGUAUUAAAAUUUCAUACAUA